UCUUAUUUCGGAUUGAUUCAUAGUCAUAUAUUAAGAUAACAAUGAUUUAGGACACGAUAUAAUAUCAUAAACAUAGCUACUAUAGAUUGGAUAUUCAUUAGUAAUAUAAUUUAUACUAAAUGUAACGGGACUUUUCCAUUACCAUGGGACAGACACAAACGACCUCUAUUGUAGUAAAUGAAAUAGCAGUGGACUCGGAGACGUGUGAUAUCAGUGAUAUCUGCUGGCUCUCAGAUGGAAAGUUUUUGCUUACAGACAGAGCUAACUCAAGGCUCAAAAUUCUGAACGCUGCUUACAAGUUCAUAACAUCAAUAACAUUGGAAGGGUCACCGUUCGGAGUCUGUGAAACAGAGUUAAGCCAAGCUGCGGUGACCUGCCAAACGCCGAGAGGUCCCGACAGAAUCCAGCUGAUUUCAACCAAUAAUGGACUUACCAAGAAAGGAGAUAUUGAGGUACCCUGCCGCUGUAACGGUAUUGCCUACACUGGCGGAUUAUUGUACGUCUGCUGUGGAAGGACCUUCGAUACAGACGAUAACAAGGAUGGCGGCCAUAUUCGGUUGUAUUCCCUCUCUGGAACAAUGAACUACUGUAUACCAAACUCUUCUGAAGAAAUGAUAUUUUAUGAACCGCUCUACAUCGUCGCCAGUGAUGACGUCAAACAUGUGCACGUGACUGACGCGAAAAAUGGUGUGGUUACCAUAGAUACGAGAAGAAAUGUUCACUACACUGUUCCUACACAGUCAGAUUUUACUAGCCCACGUGGUAUAUGUGAAACAUCUUGUGACAAUAUUAUUGUAUGUGAUAGCAAAUCGAACGCUCUCGUGGACAUGAUCUUGACAAAAACUAAGGUCGAGGUCACAGUUAAGGAAUCUGGAAGGUUGGAAAAUCCUCAAGCAGUGUGUUUUGAUGGAAAGAAAGGAAACAUUUUGGUUGCAUGUGGUAAUUCUAACAGCAUUGAACUAUUUAGUGCUUAUUGACAAAAACAGAAAACUAAAACAAAGCGUAGGGUACGGACAUUUUGAACAAAUAGGUAAUACUUCUGAAGAACAUGCAGGGUUUGACAAAGCAAUCUUUAUUUAAGUAUUUUACCUGCGGCAUAAUGUUAAUUCCAAAGCUUUAGUAGGGUUAUAUAUCUUGUAAUAAUUAGCAUUUGAGACGGAUGUGCAGAUUUUUGCAAGUGACCUAUGGUAAGCACCAUGCCUGUCCGUCUGUCACAUAUUUCUUAAGGUAAAGCAUCGACAUUUGGACAAUGUUUACUGUUUUGUAAGCAACCAUUUUUUGUCAUUGAGUGACCUUAACCAUGAUUGUUUUCUGAUGUUUAAAGCUAUAUCAUUGAAGAGUAGAAAAUGUGUACAGUUUAGUAAAAAUAACCUUUAUCAUUACACUAUGGUAGCGUUGAAGCUCUGGGUGAGACAUGUAAGUUGGAUACGUAUCUUGACACUUUAUUUAAUUCACAUUAUAAUAAAUAGUUCAUUGUUUACAUGAAUUGUGUUAAUGUACGUAUAUGACAUUCUUGCAACAACUUGUAAUGGAUACUACCAAAUAUGUAAAUGUUGAAAAUAUAUUGAUUAAAUGUGGUUUUACUGAAUAUAUCUACAUUAUUUACCGUAUGAAAUUAUUGUAAUUUAUAAUCAUCUUAUUAAACUGAGUUGUGUUUGUCGAAGAAAUGUAUGAUAGUGAUAGUGUGAUUGUAUGUUUUGUAUGUUGCUUAAUAUGUAACUUAGUAUACGUGUUUUUGUAAUACUCUUUGUGUGAAGGCCAUGCUGGAAAUAAAUAGUAUGUCUGUAAUGAUUGUACACUUAGUAUGUAAACUUCGUUAAAUAAAGUUGUUGUUAUUA
This is a messenger RNA of Mya arenaria, 1838 nucleotides long. RefSeq lists its product as uncharacterized. The transcript has 3 exons. The record is from RefSeq and is a predicted model, not a curated record. Bases 144 to 977 code for a protein of 277 amino acids. NCBI's taxonomy places the organism in Eukaryota, Metazoa, Mollusca, Bivalvia, Myida, Myidae.